Molecule: messenger RNA, 681 nt
Organism: Leishmania mexicana MHOM/GT/2001/U1103
Lineage: Eukaryota; Euglenozoa; Kinetoplastea; Trypanosomatida; Trypanosomatidae
Exons: 1
Coding region: 1-681 (226 amino acids)
Source: RefSeq, a predicted model, not a curated record
AUGCGUUCUUUAAGAGCCAUUUGCUUUCUGGCCGCUGUGUCUGCUGUGAUGCUCGGCGCUCUUUUAGCGCUCACCUCGGCUGACGCGCAGGUGGAGCUCAUCGAUGCCGGCCCGUACAAGCUGCCAGGGGAUUGCCCCGCUAAGCACCUCACUGGCGAGAACUUUGAGCACGACACUCAGGCCUCCGGUGGUAUGACAAGCGGUAACUGGCUGAUCCUGUUUGUGCCCAGCAACGAUGGCGCCACGACGGACCUUUACUCUCGACAAGCGGUGAACGAGAUCGCCAGCUUUGACGCGUUUGUGCGGAUCUCGACUGAGACACUGACCACGUAUCAAGUACUGCCUGCCUACGUUUUGUGCGACGAGAGUCCCGCUUUGUGUGGGCGGUUUAAGGUUGAGAAGUCAUCGGCGAAGCUUGUGAUCCUGAGUGCGCGCCGCAUGUAUCCGUACCCGUCGGAGCAGAUCCGCUCCGUAAACGACAUCGAGCUCUUCGUCUCCGUCUUUCGCCGCAUCGAGAGCAGCGCCAUUCCGCCCCCGCUGCCUGGUAUGACGAUGUGGGGGCAGCUCAUCUUGCUACUCGGCGGCAUCAUCGGCAUUCUUGUCCUGCAGUCGUUUGCGACGCGUCACACGAGCGCGCCGCUGCCGCCGAGCACGACUGCCUGUCGCGCCAAAACGGACUAG